AUGGAAUCUCCAAGGGAUCAUGGAGGCUCUGAGGAGGAGGAGGAAUACAACAGUUGUGAGUCAGGGUGGACUAUGUACAUAGAAGACGCCUUCGGUGGAAAUGGCCAUUCCUCUAUUGUUGUUGUUGAUGAUGAUGAUGAUCCACAGGUAAAAGAGGCUGAUGAUGGUGGUGAUGAGGAGAGUGAUGAUUCAAUGGCUUCUGAUGCAUCCUCAGGGCCUAGCAAUCAACUUCUAAAGAACAUCAACAAACAUGCAGCGAGGGAGAACGUUUCUAAAAAAGUCUACAUUCAAAAACGCCAACACACAGAGAAAACUUUAAGCCAAGAAGAAGAAAAGUCAGAGGUCAAAGCUAGAACAAGAACAAGUGCAGCUAGUCGUGUCCAGAGUAAAGGCAAGGUGAGCAAAACUAAAUAAAACUCAUCAAGAUAUAUGGUGGAAUCCAAAUCCUGUAAUGAAGAGAGAGUCUCUCACCCAAGCCCUGUUGUUUGCCUUUAAUAAGCCAUGUGUGUAGGUAGUUGCAUUGUUUUCUUUUUUUUUCCAGAAUAUGUUCUUUGUUUUUUGGUAAAUGCUGUCACGAAUAAGUUAUCUGCACGUUUCUCCGUUAGAACCCUGUUAUAUCAUAUGAACCUUGUUCUUCA
Brassica napus (rape) is the source of this 638-nucleotide messenger RNA. RefSeq names its product protein SOB FIVE-LIKE 1. Lineage: Eukaryota; Viridiplantae; Streptophyta; Magnoliopsida; Brassicales; Brassicaceae. Gene Ontology annotation, biological process: cytokinin biosynthetic process. The record is from RefSeq and is a predicted model, not a curated record. Bases 1 to 414 code for a protein of 137 amino acids. The transcript has a single exon.